AUUAACAUGGGAUAUAAACAUCAAAAUGAUAUUUUAACUGUCCAAAACGAUACGACACGAUUGUGCAAGACACCUCUUUAUACUUUUAACGCACGGACUGGAUUUAGUAGCCAUUUUGACUUCGGCAGAGAAGCAUGAAUUACCGUUUUCUUUAUUUUUUCGAAUUAUUGUGACUUGUGAUGGCGAAUAACGGAUCCAGGAGAUUAUUGAACUUGGAGAGGUUCGCAGCCAAUCCAGAUGACAUGUAUGAACUCCUUGAUGACCUUGAGUCCGAUUUCGAGGUGGAAAGCGAUAAUGAUGAUGAAUUUUUUGCUCCACCCGAACGCGUUUUAUCGGAAGAUGAAGAGUCCGAAAGCAGCAGCGACAGCAGCAGUGACGAGGACGCGCCUAGACCUAGUACCAGCCAAAAAGAGUCUUCUGCUCCAAUAUGGGUAAAGCAACCAUUUGAAGGCAAAGAAAUCCCUACUAUGUUUGAUAACCAUGAACCAGUGGCGGCUCGUGGGAAUAGGCAGGGUAGGCCUGGCCUACCCUUUUGAGCAUACAAAAUACAAAAAUAAAAUUUUAAAAAUAUUUUAUUUUAAUUAAAUAUCAUGUUAACACACCAAUUUAUUUAUU
This is a messenger RNA of Anthonomus grandis grandis, 615 nucleotides long. RefSeq lists its product as uncharacterized. NCBI's taxonomy places the organism in Eukaryota, Metazoa, Arthropoda, Insecta, Coleoptera, Curculionidae. The transcript is spliced from 2 exons. The coding region runs from base 180 to 536 and encodes 118 amino acids. The record is from RefSeq and is a predicted model, not a curated record.